Messenger RNA from Phytophthora infestans T30-4, 891 nucleotides. RefSeq lists its product as uncharacterized. Lineage: Eukaryota; Oomycota; Peronosporomycetes; Peronosporales; Peronosporaceae. The coding region runs from base 1 to 891 and encodes 296 amino acids. The transcript is spliced from 2 exons. The record is from RefSeq and is a predicted model, not a curated record.
AUGGACGACUUUCUAUUCCACGAGACGGACACCUUCGCGUUUCCGCUGUUGGACUUUGACCCAGAUAGCGCGCUGCUGACGUCCGCCGAGCUAGUUAUGCACCAGACGCACCUGCAGCAGACUCAGCAGAUAGUUCCAGGAUCGGAUAGCGGUUUGGGCCAGAUCAGCAACAGCAGUCGAAACAACAGCCAGCAGCCGACCAGUCGAAUGAGCACUGACGGUGGCAGCACAGACACUGAGAUGUCCAUACCGCCGCCAGCUUCCGUCGAACAACAGAAACAACAUUCUGAAAUGGGCGCUGCCUCGUCGAGAAUGUCGACGCUGCUGGGAUUUUCGACGGCGGCCCACUCGCCACUUCCCAGCGAACAAAAGCUAUUAGCGCCCAGGACUAGCAGCACUAAAAGCAGCGUCAACGCGACGACGCCUACCAAUGAAGAAUCGCGAGAGCGCCAACAAGAGCCGCCUGAGACGCAAAGCAUAGCUGACGACAACAAAAAUUACGGAGCUCAAGAAAAAGAACAGGAGUUGCAGACCAUCAUAGCUGGUCUGCGCGCUGAGAACAAGUCGCUGCUGGACCAGAAUACGUUUCUGCGCUCGCUGGUGACGAGCUUCAAGCACGAGUCCGCAUCAUCUCCAAGCAGCCACCAGAUGACUGCAGCAUUCGCGUCGUUGCCUCCACCAGUGGAGCAGAGCUGCGUAGCUCUCAAUAUGAUGGAAAGCGGCCAGAAGAUGGAGGUGGAUGGCGAUCUACAGACUGAAGACACGGACCUGACUAUGACGCCACCGGGCAAGCGGCGUGCUGUGACGUCCACCCUGUCAACGGCUAGUCUGGCUGUGUGUGCGUCCGUGUUCAGGAUCACAAUUUUCGCCGACUUCGAUGGAUGUCGGUGA